AUGCCCCCAAGGAAACUGGACCAUGAUGCCUAUACGGUCGGUUGGGUGUGUGCCGUCGACCGUGAGCUCAAUGCUGCCCGGGCGCUGCUCGAUGAAAAGGAUGAGAAUUUGGAGCCAUUUCACCGCACAGGAGUAUUUCCAACGCAAAUGGAAAAUGUGGUUCGGCGAUGCAAAUUCUGA
This is a messenger RNA of Penicillium samsonianum, 180 nucleotides long. RefSeq lists its product as uncharacterized. Gene Ontology annotation, biological process: nucleoside metabolic process. Gene Ontology annotation, molecular function: catalytic activity. The record is from RefSeq and is a predicted model, not a curated record. The transcript has a single exon. Lineage: Eukaryota; Fungi; Ascomycota; Eurotiomycetes; Eurotiales; Aspergillaceae. The coding region runs from base 1 to 180 and encodes 59 amino acids.